Messenger RNA from Homalodisca vitripennis (glassy-winged sharpshooter), 3397 nucleotides. Its product is annotated as jouberin-like. Lineage: Eukaryota; Metazoa; Arthropoda; Insecta; Hemiptera; Cicadellidae. Gene Ontology annotation, biological process: motile cilium assembly. The coding region runs from base 143 to 3346 and encodes 1067 amino acids. The record is from RefSeq and is a predicted model, not a curated record. The transcript is spliced from 13 exons. Gene Ontology annotation, molecular function: protein binding. Gene Ontology annotation, cellular component: ciliary basal body.
UAACAAAUUAGUACUGAAGGAGGUUUUUAGGUUAUGUUUUAUUGUUGUCAAUUUACCAAUAACAACGUCGUUGUACACACUACACUGGCGAUCUACUGGGAACUGAACGUACUCGUUUUGUACAAAUUAACUAAAUCUUAAAAUGGUACGUUAUUCUGACGAUAGAAUUCCUCUUACACAAUCUCCAAGUAUUACUCAAGAGACUAAAGCCAGAUUUAAUGAGUUAUUGAAUGCAGCGUUAUCAAAGGAGGCUUUAUCAGAAUCAUCUAAUGAACAGACUGAUCGAGCACCGAAGGCCGCUCCACGACGAAAACAACAGAUCAAGUCUUCGGAAACUGAGCAUUGUAGUGAAAGACAAGUGCCUGUCAGCAGAACAAUUUCUUCAGGCGAUAGUUCUGAUAAUAGACAAUCAAAGAGGCAGGUCAUUGCAGAAGUACACAGCUCGCAAACACAGUUACUUCGGUCUAGCAGCGAAGAUGAUAUUUUGUCAGAGAAAAAAGAAAAGAAGAAGAAGAAGAAAUCAAAAUGGAAACAGAUAUCGGAAUCUGCACAGUUGAUUGGAGAGGGACAAGAAAAUACCGGUUUUCAGUUAGAUGAUAAUACUUCAGUCAAAAGUCCUUCUAGGUUAUCUAAUAGAAGCUAUACGUUAGAAACACCCACGUUUUUAGUUGAAGAUAUAAAGUUGUUAACGCGUAGAGCCCUCUUUCAAGACGGUUUUGAUUCUAAAGACAGUAAGAUUGAUGCAAGUCCUUCUCGAUUAUCAUGCAAAAGUUACACUGUGGAAACACCGACUUUUCCUGUUGAAUCGACCAGUAAGGACGAACCUGUUUUACCAAAAAUCAAAACUCCAAUACCACUUCCUAGGAGGAAAUCCCUUAAGUCUUCCUCUGGGGCAGAAGGAGAUGGUUUAGAAAAUACUCCCAAGAAAGAGGAGUACCGCAUUCCUAAAGUUAAAGUUGAAAGUGGGAGAGGUGACACAAUUGCGAUGGUUCACCAAUCCCCCUCCCAGAAGAAUGAAGAGAGCGAACAGGAUCUUUCAAGAAGUUCAGCUGCUGUCAAACAUUGGCAUUCUGCUUCCUUGUGUACAGAAGAAGACAUACCACUUUCAGUAAGAAAGCAGAAGAAAAAGAAAAAGAGAAGAAAACGAUCAAAAUCAAGAGAUGAGUUAGAAUUGCAAGAAUUAAACUCUAGUGCAAUUAAUGAAAAAGAUGGGUAUAUUGAAGAAGGACUCGAUCAUGCUACCAGUGAAGACAAUUUUAAAGGAAGUGAUUUGCCAGAAAAAUCUUCAUCUUCUGCAGAUGAAGAGAUUGUGGUGGUCACUGUUCAUGGGAUGGACUGUCCCUUGGUGGACCCACUGGUCCGCCAUCCAAUGGUCCGCCUCCAUGUCAUUGACACGAUGACGGGGGAGUACCGUCGUAAGUUAGAUCCUACCCGAGCGGUCUGCUACUAUGGAGAAAGUACUGGCUACAUCCCCCCCAUCAUGACACACAUGUAUGACUUCAAACAGCAUCGGAGUGUUACACCGCAGUGGGAGGAACGUCUGAUGCUGAAUGAACCAUUCCCUGUGCUGCUAGGCCCCACCACUCUUCUGCUGCUGGAGGUGUGUGACACUGUGCCCGCCACAGUAGCCUGCUCAGCAGCCCGUCACCACAAGCUGGGCAGGGCAGCGGGUUGGCACGUGGUGGCCUGGGCCUUCCUGCGGCCUAGUGGCGUUGCAGUUGACCGAGCCAGACUACAGCUUUACAAGCCCGCCAGACCGCCCAAACAUGUCCGGCCACUUUCACCUGUUGUGUACGAGUGGUGGGGGACAGCUGAUAGACACAAGUACCCAGGCUGCUUGUACGUGUCGGUGGGCUCGUCGAGCCCGCUAUCUCCUCCCUCUCCUCGGCUGCGCUCCCAACUGCCUCUCCAGUCAGAACAAGGCUCUUUGGCCUCGGUACGUUCUGCAUCCGUGGCGGGCUCAGUUGACACAAACCUGACCUCUGGUGGCAGUCAGACUAAACAGGAUGAGAAGGUGCCAGAGGUGGUGUGGUCUCGCAUGGUAGCGCAGAGCUGCAAGUUGCCGAACGCCAGGGCACACAGCCUCGCGGUAGAUGGCAGCAUGUGUGUGCGGUUCAGCCACAACGGGUUGUGGCUCGCCUGCGCACACCAGGAGAUACAGAUCUACUCAGUGCCUCAGUUCGGUCACUUCGCUACUCUCUCAGGGCACCAGGGACUGGUGUACUCUCUAUGGUGGAGCAGCGACAACAAGAUACUUGUGUCUGCGUCCGCUGACUGUACAGUCUGUGUGUGGAGACCUUCUCACAGCAGCUCUGCUCUCUUGCAGAUGUUGGGACACCCGUCGUUCGUGUACUGUGCUGUGUUGGUGCUGACGCGCAGCAGCUGCUUGCUAGUCUCUGGGUGUCACGAUGGCGCAGUACGGCUGUGGAGGGGGGAGACACACUCGGACUACCAGCUGGCGCAGGAGAUGACCGGACACGUCGGCUACGUCACGGCUGUCUGUGUCACUGUCGACGGCUCCCGGAUAGUGUCAGCUGACAGUAACGGCUCACUCAGGAUAUAUGAUGUGGAUGACGAUGGCAGCCUGACAGGGGGCAGGGAGCUGAGAGUGAGGGAAGUGCGAGGGACAAUCGUCAACAGCGUAGUGGCGCACCCUGGCGGUCACAGGCUGUUGGUACACCUGCGGGACUCCACAGUUCGCAGUGUCGACAUAGCCACCGGUGCAGUCAUUCAGACUUUCAAGGGCUGUACCAACGACCGCAUGCAGACCGGGAUGUGUGUGAGUGCGUGCGGAGGCCUGGUGUUCGCGUGUGGGGAGGAUGGGACUCUGAUGGCGUGGGAUGGACUUACCGGUGCACUGCGUGCCGUCUACUGCGGGUUACUGCCACCAGGCUGCGCUACUGUACACUACCACCCUCAUGAGCACAUGCUUGCAGUCGCCUCUCUCUCCCAGCCACCAGUUCACAUCCUCACUUUCGACAAGAAUGCAUCAGGAGAGGACAUCGGCUUGAGGAUCGUAAAGAAUGGAAUAACUGCUGUGGACGUUAUUGAGAAAAUGAAAGAUCUCCACAAUUCAAACAAAUGGCAGAGGGCGGCUUCCAAAAUUACAGCCAGCUCAUUGCAAGCUUCAAUGCUUCAAGACAAGAACAUUUUUAGAAAAGAAAAGAGUAAAGCCGGUGAGAAAGAAGAACAAACUGGACGACCUCAGAGUACAAACUGGCCCAGUCUUCCUCAAUUGGGACACUAUGCCGAAUAUUCCCCAGGCGCUAAAGAUCUUCGCUUGCUGGAGAUUCUCGAGAAGAUGGAUAGCAUUAUCCUUGCCGCCAAACGUUCUAGUCAAUCUUAGCAGACAUGAAUUGUCUUUCGUUAAUUGAGAAUUAGUGUUCAGAAUCAUAAA